AUGAGUGAUCAAUGUGAAGCUUUGUUUAGUUCUGAAGCUAUAAUGCAUAGACUUUCUGCUUUGCUUCAACAAAAUCAAGAAUAUUGUACUGAUACUGAUUGUGAUGGUGAAACAUUGCCAAGAAUUGAUCAAAAUAAUUUAGUUAUUAUUAUGGGAAUGUGGGUAGCAUUCGCCAUUUUUAUGUAUGCUUUACGUCCCUCAAGUUUACGUACCGCCGGAGAUCCACAAUCUACUAAGAAUAACGGAAAUGGAAGAAAUGAAGAUAAUCAUGAUAAUGACCAACCACCUGCUGUAUUAUAA
Strongyloides ratti is the source of this 300-nucleotide messenger RNA. Its product is annotated as Small integral membrane protein 14. The record is from RefSeq and is a predicted model, not a curated record. The transcript has 3 exons. The coding region runs from base 1 to 300 and encodes 99 amino acids. Gene Ontology annotation, cellular component: endoplasmic reticulum. NCBI's taxonomy places the organism in Eukaryota, Metazoa, Nematoda, Chromadorea, Rhabditida, Strongyloididae.